Messenger RNA from Acanthamoeba castellanii str. Neff, 1917 nucleotides. Its product is annotated as SPRY domain containing protein. The record is from RefSeq and is a predicted model, not a curated record. NCBI's taxonomy places the organism in Eukaryota, Discosea, Longamoebia, Acanthamoebidae. The coding region runs from base 1 to 1917 and encodes 638 amino acids. Gene Ontology annotation, molecular function: protein binding. The transcript is spliced from 13 exons.
AUGCAGUCGUUCCUGUCGUUGCUGGGCAUGGGCAAGGCGGGGGAGCGCGCCCCGUCGGCGGUGGAGGAGGCUGCGGCGCUUCUGGCCUCGUGCCCGACCCAGGGUGGGGCAGACCUGGACAAGUGGGUCGAGGCCGUGGCACCCCACUUCAUGGCCCUCGUUCGGCCACCGCCCAAGAAGAAGGAGAGGGAAAAGGAAAAGGAGAAGAAGGCGAGUGACUCGCAGGGAGGAGGGACGCAUGGACUGGACCUGGUGUCGCUGCCGCGGGUGGCCGUGGCGCGCCUUCUCGCGAGCGACAAGCUGUGCGUAGAGAGCGAGUACCAGGCCUACCUCUUCGCCGCCGCCCACGCCGAACUGCACGCCUUCCACCGCUACCAGAGCGCGCAGGCAAGUGGCGGGAGCAGCAGCGGCAGCGGCGUCACGGACUUGCGUGGCUCGGACGCCCUCUACGGCCAAUUCUCGGCAGGAGCCCUCAAGCUUCUCUCCGGCCAGCGCACCGACACCAGCAGCCAGCACUCGGAGGCCGAGACGCACACGGACACCCACAACGACGACGAGGACGGCUCGGACGACGACGAGGGCGAGGGCAUCCACGGCGCCCACUAUGAGGAGGAGGAGGAGGAGGAGGACGGGUCCGAUACUGACACCUCGAGCAGCAGCAGCGUCGCCAGUCCGGGCAGGGCCGCCAAGAACCUCAACCUGCGCGGCACUGCCGGGCUGUACCAACACAUGAGCCUGGGCGCCCUCAAGUCGCGCGCAGAGGUGAAGGCGGUGGCGGCAGCAGCGCCGGAGGGCGACGAAAGCGACGCGCUGGUGGCCGAGUGGCUGGCCAAGGAACAGCAGGACAAGCUCGCCACAACCGAACAGCCGGCUGCGGAGAAGGAGGCGGAGGCGGAGAAGGAGGAGAAGGCGGAGAAGGAGGAGAGCGAGACGAAGGAAGCAAAGGAAGCCGAGGCGCAGGCCGACGACAAGGACAAGGACGCGGCGGCGGAGGAGGAGAAGCCCGCGAGGAAGAGGGGGACGACGCCAACGGGGCGGAAGGGCCGGACGGCGCGAACGGGCGGCAAGGCGGCCAGAAGGCAGGAGAGGCGGAGAGCCCGGCGGAAGCAGGCGGCGGGCAAGCGCGGAGCGAAGGGCGGCAACGAAUCGGACGACGACAACGGCGAAGACUUCUACGACGACCCCGAGCUGCGCCAGUUCCGGCAAACGGACGCGUGGCGGGCCUACAUGCGAGAAGCCAUGGCGGAUCUUGAGCCCCAUAUCCGCUUUCCGCUCAUCUCGCCCCACUGGCUGACCGUCGUGGAGACGCACAAGCUCGUUUCGCGGGACCUCCUCACCGAGGCCUAUCGGCACCAGGCCCUCAUGCAGGCCGGCGACACUUCCCUCUACACUCCUCCCAAGAACAAUUUGCGGAUGCAGCCGCGCAGCUAUGUGAACGCCAUGCAGUGGGAUACCGACCGCCACGGCCUCCACAUCAAGAUCAGCAACAACGGCAAGGUGGCGAAGAAGUUGCAGUCCCACUGGUUCUCCGUGGCCCUUGGCAAGGACGGCUACGAGUUAGGAAGACACUACUGGGCCAUCAAGGUCGGCGGCGACGAGACGUACAUUGGCAUUGCUACGGCCCAGCUCAACCAGCUGGACAAUUACUUAGCCGUCGACACCAGUUCGAUGUGCUACAAUCAGUACGGCAGCAUCUCAGGCACCUGCGCGACCACGGUGGCCUACUAUCUGCCGCCGUACAAGAGAGGCGAUGUCAUCGGAGUGCUGUUGGACAUGGACAAGAAGGAGCUCAGCUUCUACAAGAAUGGCGCUUCCCUCGGGCAGGCCUUCCGGUCCAUCCCCGCCGGCAAGUGGUAUCCAGCAGUUGGCUGGCGUGCGGGAAUGCAAACGCUGGUGAGCACAGGGCAGUCGUUCUGA